CCAAGCAAGUCGAUCAGAAACCAACGAAAAUGGCUCAAAAACUUACCAUCCUCUGCUGUGCUCUUUUUGGUGUGGCUGCCGCUAGUUACAUCCCUCACGGUGGAUACGAUCAUGGACACGGUGUGGGAUACAGCAUCCAGACACAUCACGAAGCUCCCAAGAAGUGGCAUGAUCACCACCAGGAACACCACCAAUGGGCAGAGGCUCCCAAAGUCCACUCAUGGGCGCCAAUCCAGGAACACCACCACCAACAGUGGGCGCCAGUUGCGUCUCAUGACAGUCACCACCAGUGGAAUCAUCACGAGGAGCCCAAACACCACCCCAAAUACGAGUUCGACUAUGGUGUAAAGGACACCAAGACCGGUGACAUCAAACAGCAGUGGGAGACCAGGGAUGGCGACAAGGUCAAGGGAGGCUACACCAUGAAGGAGGCCGAUGGACGCACCAGGAUCGUCGAGUACACCGCUGAUUCCCACAACGGAUUCCAGGCAACUGUCAAGCAUGUUGGACACGCUGACCACUACGAGCACAGCCACGGACAUGGACAUGGACAUGAGUACGGACAUGGCCAUGGACAUGCAACCAGCUACGUGGAUGUGAAGCAGGACACCAGCAGCAAGUGGGAGGACAAGAGCAGCAAGUGGUGGUAAAGGAAAUGACCAACUGACUGUAGAACUGAUUCGGACUCAAUCAUUGUAAAUAGAAACGAACAAAUUUGUAUUUUUAAGUUGUAGGACAAUAAAUCGAAGCAAAGUGCAAAGAACUGCAAUGUUGUGAUUAUAUUGUUAUCACGCAAUUAAUCGAUAAUCAGGGUUGUUUAUCAGCCUUGGUGAAAUAAUAUUAUA
This is a messenger RNA of Drosophila eugracilis, 845 nucleotides long. Its product is annotated as histidine-rich glycoprotein-like. Gene Ontology annotation, cellular component: extracellular matrix. The transcript has a single exon. The coding region runs from base 30 to 650 and encodes 206 amino acids. The record is from RefSeq and is a predicted model, not a curated record. NCBI's taxonomy places the organism in Eukaryota, Metazoa, Arthropoda, Insecta, Diptera, Drosophilidae.